This is a messenger RNA of Zonotrichia albicollis (white-throated sparrow), 2479 nucleotides long. NCBI's taxonomy places the organism in Eukaryota, Metazoa, Chordata, Aves, Passeriformes, Passerellidae. The record is from RefSeq and is a predicted model, not a curated record.
UUUCUACCCACAGGUCACCUGCACAACUCAGAAGCCUUCAAUUAUGGUGUGGAAACCUGGGAAGCUUACAAGAGAGGAGCUUUGUCCAAAGACCUGGUUGAAGAGCAGAAGAAAGUGCAGGAAGCAGACCUGCUGAUUUUCCAGUUUCCCUUGUUUUGGUUCAACAUGCCUGCAAUCCUGAAGGGCUGGAUGGACAGAGUCUUGGUCCAAGGCUUUGCUUACGAUUUGUCAAAGGCUUAUGAUGGUGGCUUGCUCCAGGGCAAAUUAUCCCUCUUUUCGUUCACCACGGGAGGAGGCCAAGAGAUGUACUCAAAAGAAGGUAUCGGUGGUGAUAUUCGCUAUGUCCUGUGGCCCAUGCAGCAUGGAAUCAUGCACUUCUGUGGUGUCAAAGUGCUUGAACCUCACAUCUGUUAUGCUCCAGAGAAUGUCUCUGAGGAGAAGAGGAAGGAGAUGCUGGCUGCCUGGAGCCAGCGCCUGAAGACUCUUUGGAAGGAAGAGCCCAUAGACUGCUCUCCUGAGUGGUAUUUCAAGUAAUGUUCAGAGGCAAGACCACAGAGAGAAGAUGUUCUUUUUCUCCAUUCUUUUUGAUGCUCUAUCUAAAUACCUGAACACUAAUCUCCUAAUUCAAAUAUAUUUUAAGAAUCUGGAAUACUACAUCUAGCAGUUUAACUGACAACAUGGCAUUUAUUUUCAGUGAUUCCCAAGGGAUUCCCUUCAAGGAUGGGUGCAAAACUCUUUGUGUUAUUCUCCUUGUUCACAUAAAUGGUGUCAUCCUGCUUCCCUGUACUUGAUAACAUAUGUGAUAUUUCAUGGCAGAUUAUACCAUUGCUGCUUGUGAAACAGUAUGUGGCCAAGUUUAUUUUAACACUUUUUGUACCAGUUGCCACGUGUUUUUCCUUUGCCAGGGAAUAUGGUGUCCAUACUCAACCUUGAAAAGCCCAAGAUGGAUGGUGAUAGCGCUACACUUGUACCUUGGAGCAACAAAACCAUGAGUAGUGUUGCAAAAGGAUGUACCGUUGCAAAGUGUCUUAAACAGCUGGAAAGCCUUGUGGGCAGCCCUAGGCUUCUCCAGAUCCAAUCUAAGCUUCUACAGAUCCUGUCUAUAUAGCAAUAUUAAAGCUAGGAUAGAUACCAGGAAAGGGAAAGAUUAAAUAUGAAUGUAGUGAUAUGUGCAUGAUUUGCCUUCCUUUGGAGACUGCAGCUGUCUGUCUGUUGGUCAGGAUCUAUGGGACAAAUGAAUUGUCUGGCUCUUAAUAGCCAGGAUUUUUACCUGGAACUGUAGCAGGAUUAUUUUUGUGCUUUAGAGUUGUUAACCUGUUUGUGCAUAUGGCAAGGCGGUGGGGGGGGUUCUCACUUAGCUACUGAAUUUCUUGUUCUGACCAGCUCACCUAAAUGCUGCCUUUGCACUUUGAUAUUAAAAGAAUGUGGCCUCUAUGAGAGCUUGUCCCCUGAGUCACUGUCAAAUGACACCUAGGCCUCUGUGCAUCUGCCAUACCUGCUUUGUGGCAGUCUUGUCACACCCCAGCCUUACAGUUCCCUGGGGACUAACUGGGUAAUAAACAUGCUGAGGUUCUGGAGGCUCAGUGUAAGCUGAUACACCAGACUGGGAAAUGCCACACAGGGAAAGGGUCAGUGUUCCUGUUUGCUCCCAUAUGAAGUGAAGGGCCACAUCCAGCAGAGACAUUUCCCAGGAAGCAGAGCUGCCCCAAGCUGUUGCAGAUGUCUGCUGUGGGGCAUGUGAGCCAAAGUCUUUAGGCUGCAGAAGCAGGAUAUUUGCUUUGGCUCAACAGCUCUGUUAUAGGAAAAGGAAAGUGAAAGGGAGUAAGGAAAAAAGUGUUACACAUCUAAGUUGUGGGGAAAGCAGAUUCACACCUUAAAAACUUAAGGAGAACAACAAAGUUACUGAGACAAAUCUGGGGACAAAUUUUAAAAUUUCAUAGAAGGGAAAUCAUCCUUCUCACUUUGUUCAAUUAGCAGACUAUUCAGGAAAGAAUGAAAUUGAGGUAAAAGCAGAAGUUCCAAUGUCAAACCAACAUUACUGCUUUAGAUCAAUUGCAGAGCUUAGUGGGGUUAACUGUUAGAUGAAGAAUGCCAGACUGACCUGUAUUUUGAGGAUACUGUGCUUGACACUAUGUGGCAGACACAUACCAGCUCCCACACAUAUGGUAGCACUAAAUUUUAAUAAGAUGGCUGAGAUUUUUAGUACAAAGUAUGUAAAUGGUUGAGAUUAAUGCAAGUUCAGUUACAAUUAAAAGAAAACUAACACCUUAUUCUCAUUAAUGCUAAAAUUGAAGACUUCUGCUCAGAUCAAUUCAUUAUGGAGAAAAGCACUAAAAAUGUACCAAUCUUUUUGUCAAUUUCAAGAUAAUCUUUCCUUCUCCUCAAUAAGAAUUAAGACAUUUCUCUGUAAAUUCAGAUUGCAUUUCUGGAUCAGUUUAUUUUCCCUAUUCAUUUAAUAAAGGAAUGUCAUAACUGGCAA